Messenger RNA from Phytophthora nicotianae INRA-310, 219 nucleotides. RefSeq lists its product as hypothetical. The coding region runs from base 1 to 219 and encodes 72 amino acids. The record is from RefSeq and is a predicted model, not a curated record. The transcript is spliced from 2 exons. NCBI's taxonomy places the organism in Eukaryota, Oomycota, Peronosporomycetes, Peronosporales, Peronosporaceae.
AUGAUGCAAGAAGAGGUUAUGCUUGCGAGCAGACCCGUGGCUGAAGAUAUUGGUAAUGCUCUCGCCAAUGUUGAAGCUCGAGCACAGCAGCAUGCUGGCAUGGAGAAUCGUUUGAACGCGUUCAGGAGUUCCACGCUCAUCUUCAGCUUGAAGCAGGUUUUGAAAACUACGAGUCCAAAGAUCGAGCUAGCCAAGAGGUCGCUACCGCAGCACAAUUAG